AUGGAAGAUGACGAGUUACAUAAGUAUUAUACGAAUACAAAUCAGCUACAACAUCUCGAUAACAACAUUGUCGACAAUGAAAAGAAUGAUCAUGGUGAAGAGCAAGCUGUAAAAGAUAGGAUGAUAACUGAUGAAUUAAGGAAGACUGAUUAUACCAACGAAGUUAUCACAUAUGAUAUGAAGGUUGCCAUACAAAGUGGACAUGACCUUACAAUCAGAGCCUCUAAUUGCCGUGGAAAUGAUAGGAAGCCGCGAGGAAAGAAAAAAAAAACAGGGGAUUGUUGGGAUCUGAAAGUUGUAAAUGGAAUGCACAAUCAUCCUUUUGUUGAGUAUUUUGAGGGGCAUAGUUAUGCUAGGAGAUUGACACAUGAGCAAAAUGAGCUGUUGGUAGACAUGUCUAAUAAUUUGGUGCGGCCAAAGGAAAUUCUUUGUAACAUAAAGAAUCUCUUUCCAUCAAAUGCAACGACACUCAAACUAUUUAUAAUGUGUGCUAGAGGCAUAGAGUCAUCGAGAAGGCGAGAAGGACACAGAUAUUGUACAUACAAAACUAAUAGAUAUCGAAUGCCAUUGUUCGAGGUUGUUGGGAUUACAUCGACUUGUCUUACAUUUUCAGUUGCAUUUGCCUACAUAGGUGGUAAGCGUAUUGACAACUACUUGUGGGUACUUCAGCGGCUUCGAUCAAUUAUGGAAGAUAAUGAUAUUGAGCUCCUAUAA
Messenger RNA from Tripterygium wilfordii, 714 nucleotides. RefSeq lists its product as uncharacterized. The record is from RefSeq and is a predicted model, not a curated record. NCBI's taxonomy places the organism in Eukaryota, Viridiplantae, Streptophyta, Magnoliopsida, Celastrales, Celastraceae. The coding region runs from base 1 to 714 and encodes 237 amino acids. The transcript has 5 exons.